AUGGCCGAAUCUCGUGGAACAAAAGUAGCUCAGCUGCUGUUUUGUUGGUAAAAACGGGGUGCAUCAAACGUUAAUGGUACCAGUACAUUUUGGAUGAUUCGACUGGUAUCUUGACAUUCAAUCUUUGGAUAUCAGCUCCAUUUCUUUCAGAGUGCACCUCAGCCCUCUUCCUUUUCUCCUCACCUCUCUCCGGAUCGUGGCAGCGCGGUGACAGACGUCGUUAGGUGAUUAAACUCUGCAGCCUUCCCACAGCUUUUCUUGUCCGGAGAGAAAAGUGUAAGAAGAUGCUGAGGCGAAGGCCAUCGAACGCCUCAGAGAAGGAGCAGACGCAGAAGAAGAAGCUCACCUUGCAGAGGUCCAGCAGCUUCAAGGAUUUCAUGAAGCACAAGCCCACCUCCCCCUGCACGCCAGACAAGGAGUUCACCUUAGAUGAGCAUGUGGGAGACAAUGUGACAGAAGAAGAAGUAGUGAAAAGUGGCAGCAAACUUGGGAAAAAGUGGCGCAACGUGAUCUCCCGUACGAUGACCCGGAAAACAUCCAAGAUGGUGCAGAAGGCCUUGGCUGAGGAGGGGGCGGAGAGCGGCGAGGAGCUGUCCCCCGUCUCCUCUGACUUUCUUCCAGACAUGAGUGUGGGACAGAGGACGUCUGUCUGCUCCACGGGGUCAGAGGACACGACCCCCAGCCCAGUGAGCCGCCAGCUCUCUGCCAGCAGCGACAGGCAGAGCCUGGACAGCGGGUACUGCCAGCGGGACAGCAUGAGGCUGGAGGACAGCGCCUACAACGGGCCUUUCUGCGGCCGCGCCGUGGUCCACACCGACUUCACUCCCAGCCCCUACGAUGUGGAGUCGCUGAAACUCCAAAAAGGUGACAUUAUCCACAUCAUUGACAAGCCCCCCGUGGGAACCUGGACAGGAAAGCUCAACAACAAAGUGGGAUCCUUCAAGUUCAUCUAUGUCAACCUUCUGCCCGAUGAGACGCCUCCAACCAGGAGGAAACGCUGCCACAGCAAAGGCAGCCGGUCCAAAUCCAAGCCCAAAACCUUGGAGGAAGUUCUGGACCGCAUUGGCCUGACGGAGCUGAGCUCCUUGCUGUCCAUGCACGGCUUCCAGAGCCUGGAGGACUUCACCGGGCUGAAGGAGUCUCACCUGAAUGAUCUGAACAUCACAAACCCAGAUCACCGCUCCAAGAUCCUGAACGCAGCUGACCUGCUCAGAGAUUCUGAAGACGAGUCUGAACCAGAGGGCGAUGAAGAGGAGGAGGAGGAGAGACCAGCUGAACACUUGAAGGAGCCGCGGGACUCGGGUUGCUUUGAGAGCUCAGAGAACCUGGAGAACGGCCGCGAGGAGCCGAAGACGGAGGAGGAAGAGUCAAACCGGCAAACAGAGAAAGAAGAAGGAGAAGAAGAAGAAGAAAAAGAAGAAGAAGAAGAGAAGUCAGAGGAGACGCAGGAGGCCGAGAACCUGGAGGCUGUCCAGGAACAGCUGCAGGAGCUGACGGUGGACGAAGGACAGUGACAGGUGAUGGAAAACUCUCUCAAACAUUCCCGUCUCAUUUCUGAAGCUGUGAUCAGCGUUUAAAGCCUCUCUUCAUCAAAAGAGAGCAGAUAGCGCCACUUCUCUGCUAGGACCCUGAACGAGCACGCUGUCCGUUACUGAAGGAUGAUUUUCCCACGAUACCAAUCAUUUCACAGCUCGCUUACAAGCUGCACAAACUAUUACCAGCUGCACAGAUGGCGGAUUUUUUAACCAACUUGUAAAAUAUGAUGGUGUAAUUUUACUUGAGGCAUAUUUUGUUGUAUAAUGUUUCAGCUAAAACAUUCAAGGAUUUCACUCUGUCCUUUAUGUUUUCGGUUUUUUCCUUCAUGAAUGUAAACUAUCUUCACAUUUUUCAUGUAUCUAAACUGAUAUGUUUUUUGUGACUGUAAAUAAAUUAA
Poeciliopsis prolifica (blackstripe livebearer) is the source of this 1933-nucleotide messenger RNA. RefSeq names its product SAM and SH3 domain-containing protein 3-like. Gene Ontology annotation, molecular function: protein binding. The transcript is spliced from 9 exons. The coding region runs from base 285 to 1514 and encodes 409 amino acids. The record is from RefSeq and is a predicted model, not a curated record. Lineage: Eukaryota; Metazoa; Chordata; Actinopteri; Cyprinodontiformes; Poeciliidae.